This is a messenger RNA of Naumovozyma dairenensis CBS 421, 1320 nucleotides long. RefSeq names its product pseudouridine synthase DEG1 (gene DEG1). Gene Ontology annotation, biological process: mRNA pseudouridine synthesis; tRNA pseudouridine synthesis. Lineage: Eukaryota; Fungi; Ascomycota; Saccharomycetes; Saccharomycetales; Saccharomycetaceae. The record is from RefSeq and is a predicted model, not a curated record. Gene Ontology annotation, molecular function: RNA binding; pseudouridine synthase activity. Bases 1 to 1320 code for a protein of 439 amino acids. The transcript has a single exon. Gene Ontology annotation, cellular component: cytoplasm; nucleus.
AUGAGCUUUCUCUUCAAUUUGUUUAAAUCUGGAAAUCGAUCUGUGACUAACUCUAAUCAGGCAGUCGCAUUAGAAAAUACGCACUACGUGAAAUGGACUAAAGAACAAUUGAUCAAGAGAGUUUUGGAAUUAGAGAGCAUUCAAAAUGAAGGGUUAUCCAUACCGCAUAAGAAACGUAAAGUCGACAUAUCAACAGUUACAAAGAAGAAAAAGAAGGAAUUUGAUUUUAGUAAGCAUAACUCAAGGUUCAUUGCGCUAAAAUUUGCCUAUUUAGGUUGGAACUAUAACGGCCUCGCAAUGCAAAAGGAAGCUACACCUUUGCCUACAGUUGAAGGUAAAAUCAUUGAGGCCAUGUACACAUCGAAGCUUGUCCCUUCUAUGGUACCACAAGAAUAUUCAUUCAGUCGAUGUGGCAGAACGGAUAAGGGAGUAAGUGCCAUGAGUCAAGUUAUUUCAUUGAAAGUAAGGUCUAACUUGACAGAUGAAGAACAAAAAAGGCCAGAAAAUGAUCCUAGAGAAAUUCGGUAUGUUCAUAUCUUAAAUCAACUUUUGCCUGAUGAUAUAAGAGUCUCUGCUGUUUGUUUAAGACCGCCAGAAGGUUUUGAUGCGAGGUUCAGUUGCGAUUCGCGUCAUUACAAAUACCUCUUUGAAGCAGAUGGUUUAGACAUUUCCAAAAUGAAAGAAGCCUCGUCAAAAUAUGAAGGAGAUCAUGAUUUCAGGAAUUUUUGUAAGUUGGAUGGGUCUAAACAAAUUACUAAUCACCGCAGAACUAUCAUAAGUGCCAAAAUAUUGCAUGUUGAAGGAAACAUUUACUGCUUCGAUCUUGUUGGUAGAGCGUUCUUAUGGCAUCAAGUUCGUUGUAUGAUGGCUAAUCUAUUAUUAGUCGGUCAAGGUUUAGAAGAAGUGUCAUUAAUUGAAGACAUGUUAGAUAUUGAAAAGACUCCACAAAAGCCAAUCUAUGAUAUGGCCGAUGAUCUUCCAUUGCUGUUAUAUGACUGUAAAUUCCCUGAAAUGGAAUGGAUUGAAAGUAACUUGAAUAACUAUGAUGCCGUUAAGUAUGGUAAAGCAGUGAAUGCGCUUGCUCUCCAUUAUCAGUUGAAGGCUACAAUUGUUAAUAUCUUUAAAAAUACUUUACCUACUGCAGAAACAGAUUUUAAAACGAAAACAAGAAUUAAUCUCGGUGAUGGAAAAGGGAAAGUAGUCACUAAGUAUGAAAAGAUGAAGGAUAGAGAAGUUAUGCAUUCGGUUGAAACAAUAAACAGCAAGUAUCUUAAGAGAAAGAAGGCAAAAGCAAAGAUUAAGAAAGAGGAACUUGUAUAA